Molecule: messenger RNA, 4972 nt
Organism: Lineus longissimus
Lineage: Eukaryota; Metazoa; Nemertea; Pilidiophora; Heteronemertea; Lineidae
Product: BTB/POZ domain-containing protein 9-like
Exons: 11
Coding region: 148-2046 (632 amino acids)
Biological process (GO): modulation of chemical synaptic transmission; circadian behavior; adult locomotory behavior
Cellular component (GO): cytoplasm
Molecular function (GO): protein binding
Source: RefSeq, a predicted model, not a curated record
GCUGGCCACAACUUCCGUCAACAAAUUUUGUUUAUGCGACGAAUAAAUAUCUGUUUUUCCCCGAUUUCUACAUCUAAAUGACCAAUAUUUGCAAUUUAAAAUCGACUUCACAUACGGUUCACAAAUAUAAAAUCUCCCCAACGUAGAAUGGCAGAUGGAGACCCUCAGCAAGUGGACGGCAGCGUCGGCAUGCAGCUUGAAGACGAACAUGAAGUCGAAGAAGAGCAUGAGGAACCGCCACCCGUGAUCAACCAUGCCAACGGCUUGUCCAACAGUUACAAGAUGCUGUUCGAGAGUAAUGAGUUCAGCGACAUUAAUCUGGUCGUUGGCGGACACAAGUUUUUCGCUCAUCGUCUUGUUCUCAUGACAAGAUCGGAGUACUUCAGGGCAAUGUUUGGUGGAAACUUCCGUGAGUCCAACCCACAGAACAAUGAAGUGGUUCUACACACUUGCUUACCAGAUGAUGCUGCGGCCAUGGCAUUCAAACAUUUGUUGGGUUACAUAUAUUGUGGCAAGUUUGAUAUGACCGUUGUGGAGGCGGAGACCAUCCAGAGUAUCCUCUUACUCGCCGACCUCUAUGGCUUCGUCGAACUGCGACAAGAACUCGAAAACCACAUCACCGACGCCAUCACGAACGAUAAUGUGUUUCCAGUCUACGAGUUCUCCAAGGCUAAUGGCCUGCAGUCGAUGUGCCAGCACUGCUUGAAGUACGUCGACACGCACUUCUGUGAGAUUAUCAACAACUUUCCACGGACUCCGCGUAUUGUGGAGCAAUUUGAAAGCCUUCCGGAGGAAAUCCUCAACGAAAUUAUUGGCAGUAAAACGUUAGAAGUGCCAGAAAUUCGCCUUAUCGCGGCCAUUAACAGCUGGGUGAAUGUCGACCUCGAAAAGCGGAAGGACACAAAAGUCCGGAACAAUCUGCGCCUGCACCUUGUCAGCGAUGAGCACCUUCUCAACAACUGUCGGAAGUUGGGUGUCAAUUCGGAUAUGAUCGUCGAGGCGAUGCGGAUUCGUGUGGAGGCGAAAAAUGCUAUCGACCAAGCGAUCCGGUUGUUCAAAGUCAAGAACCGGGGAGCCGGCGAUAUACUUCAUACCGGUUGGUGUAAGCCGUUCUAUCGUGGAUUUGUGGUUCCCGACGUGAACCUCGCCGACGUAAAGCUGGAGGCUGAGCCAUUCAAGCAGGAGCAUCUUCCAUUGCUUCACGGCUGCCCGGACCCUCCUGGUUACGUGUGCGUGCCCAUCCCAGGCAACGGGGUGCAGGGCCGCGGAGGGAUCGCAGUGUGCCUGGUCAGAGCUGCAAUCAUCAACACGAUUCGCAUUAAGCUGUAUGAUGAUGAUGGAAGGUUCUUUUCAUACCGAGUGGAAGCGUAUGACUUUGAGAGACGCGGCUAUGUCAACCUUGUCAGCUACAUCAGCGAGACGUGUCGGUCAUGGCAGACGUUACAUUUCACACCGGUGUUCACAGGCAUCAUCAAUGUUCAUGGUUCAAGAGCAUCGGUUGGCACCGAGCUCCGCCUAUCCAAAUUUGAGUGCUAUUUCAUGCAUGCCAAUCCGCCCCCCUCAAAGAUGAAGCUGAACUUUAUUGUGCCAACUGAAAACGUAGCUAUAGUUGAAAAAGGUGCAUGGGUGAUAUCUGGAAAGAACAUGGACAAGCUUUUGAGUCCCGAGUACGAGGGCUACAACGGCCCCGAAUACUGCACGACUGCAAAGAUUGACCACAGCAUCAAAAUCCAGCUGUCCCAGCCAUACAUGGUCGACUCAAUGAGUUUCUUGCUUCUUGAUACCCUUAACCGAACGUACGCGUACAAGGUCGAGGUGUCCAAAAAUUUAAAGGACUGGGAGCUUGUUGCGGAUACUGGCGACAGAAUGAUGAAGUCACUACAGGUGAUCCGAUUCCGUGAGCAGCCAGUGACAUUUAUCAGGAUCACUGGGACCCGCAGCAGCCUUGAUGGGUAUCUGCAUAUCGUCCACUUUGAAUGUCCAGCAUCAAAAGCAGAACUGAGUCGGGAUGGUCCAGCAGAAAUAUGGAACGACUUCUUCCUGUGAUAAAACAGGUGAAGGACUUUGAAAAAAUGCGUUUAGGAUUUUUGUCCGCCUGCAAGUGCCAUAGUUCGUUCAGGCCAAACAGUGGUAUUUUUUCAUUUAAGGUUGCGCGGCAACACGUUUGAUUUAGUGUUGUUGCUAAAUUUUAUUGUUUGAUACUCUCAUUUGUGUUCAUGGUGGUGAUUUGGAGAAAUCUAAAAGGAAAAACGUUGAAAACGUAAACCAAAAUGGCGUUUUAUAAGACAAUUCAUGAUGAAAUUUCCUUUGCUUGACGAAAAAAAUUUGAGGAUUAUUAAUUUUUAUAGUUGCUAUCAACCUUGGCCAGUUCCCAAAGCGGUGCAAAGCAAACGCUGUUUCAUUGUAUGGCACUAUGUCCUAAUUGGUGCCUCGCUCAGUCUAGCGCUGUUUCAGUAACUGGGCGCUUGACACUGAGACGGCGGUUCCAAAAGUAAGGAAUUAUAAAACCUUAGGUAAGGUGUUAAGAGAAUCUGGAAGCGGACCAAAAAUUACAGAAUUUUCUGUCAGUGAUUAUUCAUUAAAAGGCCUUGCGGCUUAAUGCCUGAUUUGAUGUGAUGAAUCGCAAUAGAUUGUAGGCUUUUGUAAAUACUGUCCAUAUUCUGUAUUCAAAAUAUCUUUUAAAAAGAGACAAUGAAUCAAUGUUAAAAACACUUAACGAUAUGAAUCAUGCCUGUCUGACACCAAAAUAUAUUAGGUGAGUGAUACAUUAUAUCUUUGCUUUUAGUAAAGUGGCAUUUUGGCCGCUUCGUCUUGCAUGCUGUAGCCACGAUUCAGAUCAAAAACUGGUGCCAGUGGCACUAAACUGCACUGUGCUGACGAUCUAAGGGGAUUCCCAUCGAGUUUCUGAGUGUUGCCUGGGCUAAGAUGAGUCACAAACAUAGGACUCCAUAAAACGUCUAACGCAAUGCACGUCCUUUAGGCCGGGAUGUCAUAUGGCGUCUCACGCAGUUAACAGGUUAAAGGGAGCAACAGCAAAGUUGUAGGAGGGUUGCAAUGUAAGGUAGAUUGUACAUUCCGCCCAAAAGUUUUUCUGUGAUAUGUGACAAGGAGACAAAGACCUUUAAAGGUUUGUUAAAAAAUGGAAGAGGAUAUGUACACAGCAUGCUGUGUAUGCAACAGAAAAAUUAUUGUUGCAUACACAGCAUGCUGUGUAUGUAACAGACAGUAGUUUUAUGUUCACAGCGUUUUAUAUUAAUAUUCAUUAGGUUCAUUAUAAAGCCCCGCCUUCGAUUUUAUGCUACCUGCUGUGAAUCCUAGCAACAUUUUCACUUGAAUACACAACAUGAUGUGUAUACAAUGUACAGGCACGUGCAUUGUCUAGAGAACACAGCAGACAUCGCUGGCUGGAGAAAACUGUUUUGGUCAUAUGGCACACAUGCCAUACAAAAACUGGGGCUCCAUACGCCUUAGAUUUACUUGGGGGGUCAUAGCCAGAUGUAGAAUGGGGUCAGUAAAAUCACAACAGGACCAUUUUUUCUCCAGCUGACGUCACUGAUGACACGGUUAUGUUAAUUCACCUCUGCUGUGCAUGCAACCAACUUGUUCCUGCGUACACAGCAGUCUCCUGUGUACAUGGCCACUUCAUUUUUUAAAUGAUGAAUUUUUGCACAGUAAUUUAUUGUAAUUUAUGGUAGCAGGCAUGUAUUUAUGUGAUGAAAUGGUGUUGAAUGCUUGGUCUCGUGAUGUUUUAAAACUGUUUCUCAUGCAAAACUUGGCAAAUCAUGGACUCGCUGACAAAUGUCAUUUUACUAUGGAACAGUCUAAAGAAUCAGGCCCAAGCCAUAUUAUUCUGGACUUGUAAUUUCUACCAAAAACAUUGUACAUCUAAAGAUGGUAAAGCUGUAAAGAGAUUAAUGUGGUUGCAUAAAAAACUAAGACUUGUAUUAUUAUAGGGCCGUAUUCUUCCAUGCCCUUGCUGAAGAAACUGUCAUACUAGAUAAACAUGGUCCAGUCACCCUGUGGAAUCAGUGGGUAUCCUGGCAUGGCCUUGCCACAGUGAGGAAGCUAAAGUUUGGAUGAAUGGUCCAUACAAGGACUUUGUUCACAUUUUCUCAAAGAGGUGGCUGGCCAUUGUGAGGUAGUGGACGAUGCUCGAAGAGGUUGCAGCUGUUUCCACAGGGUGACAGUGGUGAAAGUUACUGGCGACGUUUGUAGAGGAAAUGAAUAAGAUUACCUCCUUGUAUAACGCAGGGCCUGGUUGUUUGAAACAAGUUAAGUUGCUAGAAUAGAGGGUGCUUUUUCCUUCAGUUUAAUAUAAAAUGAAGGUCAUAAGCUCAUUUUACUUCUAGAUGGGGCCCUGGUUGUUUGAAACAAGUUAAGUUGCUAGAAUAGAGGGUGCUUUUUCCUUCAGUUUGAUAUCAAAUGAAGGUCAUCAGCUCAUUUUACUUUUAGAAGGGUGGAUGUUAGGAUAUUUUAUUCAUUCCAGAAGGGGGAACGUUUUCUAAUGUACUACUGUGUACGGUCUUGGGUGUACAAUGUAAGUUUCGGUCCGAUUCGUUUCAUGGUUUGGCCACCAGGGGGCCAAACGUUAAAAGUGAAAAUAUGCAAUAUCUCCCUUAAUAGUAGUCGGGAAAUUUUGAAACAAAUAUGGUAGGUACUUCUAGCAAAGGUGCAUCAUAUAUCCUCCGGGUUUUUGAUUUGACCUCCUUUUCAAGGUCACAGAGGUCAAAUGGUAUAAAUUGGCCAAUAGGAUGUAACGAUGGCACGUUUCUAAACUGCAAUGACUAUUGAUACCAAAUUUGGUACACAUUUACCCCUUAGUCAGGUGAUCUCAGGGACCGAAGUUUGGUCCAAUAUGAUUCACCACUUGACCACCAGGUGGCAAAAUCCAAAAACCUUAAAAAUGUGAUUAUUCCUUAACUUCUUGCCCGAUUGCCACCAAUUUGAUAUCAUGGGUACAUCUAACCACCAU